This is a messenger RNA of Episyrphus balteatus (marmalade hoverfly), 1280 nucleotides long. RefSeq names its product germinal-center associated nuclear protein. Gene Ontology annotation, cellular component: centrosome; nucleus; spindle. Gene Ontology annotation, biological process: spindle assembly; centrosome duplication. Bases 91 to 1140 code for a protein of 349 amino acids. The transcript has 5 exons. Lineage: Eukaryota; Metazoa; Arthropoda; Insecta; Diptera; Syrphidae. The record is from RefSeq and is a predicted model, not a curated record.
GCAUCUUUCGGAAGUUAUAUUUUUUUGGCUUCUGGCAAAAAAUUUAUGAAAUUAAUUUAAACAAAAAAAAUUUAAAUAAAAAUAAUAAAAAUGCCAGAGUUUGUCCAAGGGACAUGUGAGGAAAUGUGUCCAGAACAAGAAGUAAAACUCCGAACAAAAGAAAGAUUACUUCAUUUCUAUGAAUGCAAACCUGGCCAAAAGAAUGUCCCUGGCAUCCUUGUCAAGUCAUUUUCCCGCUCAGCGGCCGGGAUAAAAAUACCUAGAAAAAAAGAUCUCCGUACACAACGUUCACUAAACAAGACAGUAGAAUACCUUUUAAAAGAAAUAACACUUGAUAAACGAAGACCCUUUAAUUAUGUCUAUGAUUUUGUAUUCGACCGUCUAAGAGCUAUAAGGCAAGAGAUUGUUAUGCAAAAUUAUGAUGCAAAGGCAACCAUAAGACUGUUGGAACCUAUGAUUAUGUUUUUAGCUUACAGUCGUUACAGAUUAUGCGAAGAAUCAGUUGAUAACUUCGAUCCAAAGAUUUGUGAACAACAUUUGCAAGAAUGUCUCAAAAGAGUGCUCUGCUGUUAUGACGAAAUUCAUGCAGAAUCUGGUUUUGAUAAAAUGAAUUUAAGUGAAAUUCGUAGCAGAAAUUUUAUCGAAUCCAUCUACCAGUUGUUUAAUUUGGGAUCAAUAGAAGCACUCAAAAGAAGUGCUCAUUUGCCUGCGGAAAUAAAAACCGAUCCUGUAUUCGCUGGAGUAUAUUCUAUUGCCCUUAAUCAUUUUCAGGGAAACUUUUACAAAGUCCUUCAGGGUAUAGCUCGUCUUCCUCAUAUAUUAUGUGCAAUAGCUUCUCUUAAAUUACAAAUUAUAAGAAGGCAAGUGUUCUUAAUAUUUGCUUCCGCCUAUAGCAGUAAACAACUUUUGUUGCCAGUAGAAUGGCUAAGAAAAUUACUUCUUUAUAGCAACAAGAUCGAUGUUGCCGAAGAUUGUAAAUAUUUUGAAUUGGAAUACUUUUCAGAGAAGGAAGCUAUCAGAUUUUAUAAAAGUGAUUUUAAAAACGAGAAUGUAGCAAUAAAACAAAAACAUGAGGCAUUCGUUGAAGAGAAGUUAAAGAAAAUUUAUUUACCAGAAAUAUUAUUGUUGAAAAAACUAUGAAUUUUAUUUACACUCCUUUUUUUAAUUUUAUGAAAAAUUUAUUGAAUUUUAUACUAUCAUUAUAUUGAUUAAGUUACUUAAAAUUGUAAAUAUUAGGUCUACCUAAACUUUUUUUUUAAAUAUACAAAAUUGAAUGUCAA